GGGCGACUUAGGGUUACCAUCAUCGGCGACGGCGCGGAAUUCGGAUUGAUGGCGAUGGCGUCCGUAGUGGAGGAGCCGGAGAUUGAGAGUUGGGUGGACGUCUUCUUCGACGAGGCGGCGAUGUUGUUCUUGGCGCAGAAGGCGGAGGCGAGUAAGGAGAAGAAGGCGCGGCAGGAAGAGGAGAAGGCGCGGAAGGCGGCGGAGUGCCGGCGGAGAGCCCUAGCACACCGGCAGGUCUUGGACUCCAUCCUCGAGCACGACCCCAAGACGAAGCGCCGGGUCUACACCCGUUACCCCUUCACCGACUUCUCCGUCUUCGACAUCGACGCCAAGUCGCCUAUCCCUCCAAUGCGAUACACUAAGAGGUGUAUAGAUGGCUUGGGUCUCGAAGACACUGCAAACAUACUUUCUGUCAAGAUUGUCUCCUCGGAUAAAGGCUUCCCCAUCAAUGUGUAUGGCACUAUCAUAGCUAGAGACAGCAUCGACCACAAGUGUAUGUACCUCUUUAACCGCCACAGGGACAAUUGCCAGCCUAUCAGGUGCAGGGAGGAAAAUUUGAUCUUAACUGGCCCAGGUCGAGGUCUGGUAUUACUUGAUUUCAUAUAUCUGGAGAUAGAUCUUAAAAUCAAGGUUGGUGAAAAGCUUCUAGGCGAGCAAAUCAGCAAGGGUUUGCUUAUGAUUGAUGGGCGAGUGCUGCCUAGGGACGAAAAGGUUAAUGUUGGACAUCAAACUCUGGAGAGCUGGUUUAGUAUUGUGGAGGUGAGGUAUGCAACUAUACUAAAUGCAGUCGAGGCUACCUUCGAGAUUGAGUUACUUGAGGGACGUUUCUGUGGAAAAAUCAUGGCUGGCAUCAAGGGCAUCGAGCCUAGGAUUGUGAUUUAUAAUAGCGGGCAAGACGGUGUGGUGUCUUGCGAAGACCGUACAGUUAUCAAGCUGCGCAGGCGUGUCAUGACCCUCCGUCUGAAUGGUAUUCUCAAAUUCGGCUUCGAAGUCCGUAGUGAUGGUGGUGGUGCUACCAGAAAACAGAAAGUUGAAUUCACUCCACAACACCGUGGUGAAGAGAAAAAGGAGACUUGUUGUGGUACUGCCAAGCUUCAAGUGAAGGUCUUCUGGUCCAUGCUGGACUUUAGGCCGUAAUCCUGGAGUAACAUGACAAACUAAGUUGUGGUGUAAUGAA
Molecule: messenger RNA, 1177 nt
Organism: Hordeum vulgare subsp. vulgare (domesticated barley)
Lineage: Eukaryota; Viridiplantae; Streptophyta; Magnoliopsida; Poales; Poaceae
Exons: 3
Coding region: 49-1137 (362 amino acids)
Source: RefSeq, a predicted model, not a curated record